AUGACAGCUCCCAACAAGUCGGAACUGGAGAGUUGGCUAUUUGAGGAUGGUGAAGAUACUCAAGAUGGAAAUGGCAUUUCGCCUGACGAAUCUAGGCGGUGGCUUCUAGACGUAUUUCCGGAAGAAUCCCUACGCCUUCCACGAGCAGCGGACCAACACCCAACAUUGAACUUCGAAAAUCCGUAUCUUGAUGGUAUCGUAAAACGGCAUCCAACUCUUCGCAAAAGUUCGUACUCCCAGGAUCCGGAGGGCGUCAACGGUUAUAUAAAGUUUCGUUUGCAAGCAGCCGACUUUGAUAAUGAUACAGGACCUGCUUCUCGUCGGUUUCAACAGCCGACACUAGGAAAACAUCAUCGAUCUCCUCUGUUAGCUCCGCCCGAUUCGGUGCCAAAGCUUCCACUUGGGUUUGGAAAAGGGUUGAAACUCGAUAAGAUGGACAGCAAGUUGCUUACUUUCUACACAGUGGCAUUCUGUGGAGGUCGGACUCUCCUACCCAAGACCAACUUCUGGCUCAACGAUUACGCCGCCAUGGCCGCUGACAAUGAAUGUGUCAAACACGCUUUGUUGUCUCUAGCAGCAUCCUACGUUUUGGACUACAUACCAAGCGAAGUUUUGCUUGAGAGAGCAAAUCGUCACUACACAAGAGCGGUGAAGCUCUUGACAGACGCUCUUCGCGACCCUCAUCAGCAAGCUUCGGGACAUGACGAUAGUCUUGUCUGCUCGCUAGUCUUGCUCACCAUUGACGAUUUGGUAAAUUGGGAGCUCCGAAGAUCGAAGGCUCACAAAGCAAGAUGGCAAAGUGGUGCCGAAAUCGCUAAGAAGAUCCUCGACAACUCCGAUCCUGGCCACCGAUAUUGGAAGAAUGAGAACGUGCAAUGUAGCUCUGCUAGAACUGCCAAUGCCAAUUGGGUGGCCUUCGUCGGAAUCCUGGCUCAACCAGUAGCACCAUUGAAGUUCGAGGACACCGACAGGCUUUACGCCUGGCUCCUUGGAGGUACUGAGAUGCAUGCGAGAAAAAUAUACGGCGGAACUGGGCUAUCACCGAAGCUUCUGCACAUGUUCGCGCAGAUAACGCAUCUGUGUGCUCGUAUGGACAAAACACCCGACUCACGAAUCAUCCCCCAUGGGGCUGCGAAGGUCCAAGCACGGCUCGAGAAACUGCAGCAAUGGUCAGACCUAUCUAUCGGGUUUCCAUCGUGCACUGCACUAUUGAACGCUUGUGAUCUUGACAAAGAUGGAAAGGUCGAAAGCGAGAUCAGAGUCACUGAGCUUACGGGCGAAACGUGGAGGGUAGCUGCGCAAAUAUACUUGCACUGCAGAUUUUACCGACGUCCAAGAAAUCACCCGAUCGUUAAAGAGCGUCUGAACGCCCUUUUGGGCUGUAUCAAACGGAUGCCAUAUACAGGCCCUCUAUUUACGUCACAAGCCCCGUUCUUCCCAGUCGUCAUUAUGGCAUUGAUAUCGACAGAAGAGAGUGAGCGUAAGAUCGCACACGAAUGGUUCACAACUGUUGUAGCACAAGGCAACUGCCGGUCGAGCGUACCACCAGUAUGGCAUGCCGUACAAUACAUGUGGGGCUGGAUGGACAGCCAUUCAUUAGAUGACGGCUUUGUGGAGGAUAAACCGAUUGGUCAACAGGUAGGCUGGUGGGAGAAGAUGGUCACGCAAUUGGUGGAACAGACAGGUGUGAUCAGCUUGGUUUAG
Molecule: messenger RNA, 1704 nt
Organism: Alternaria atra
Lineage: Eukaryota; Fungi; Ascomycota; Dothideomycetes; Pleosporales; Pleosporaceae
Exons: 6
Coding region: 1-1704 (567 amino acids)
Biological process (GO): positive regulation of transcription by RNA polymerase II
Cellular component (GO): nucleus
Molecular function (GO): DNA-binding transcription factor activity; transcription cis-regulatory region binding
Source: RefSeq, a predicted model, not a curated record